CUAAAUACAUCCCUUACUACAACAAGUACAUUACCAAGCUUGUUUGAUAGAGGUGGCGGAAAACUCACCUUAUGACUUUAAGGUCACAAGUUUGAACCCCACUACCUACUUGUGUUUGAGAGUAAUGAUUUUCUUAUAUACUCUACUUCACGAGCAUUGACAUGUAUAACUGAGUCGGCUGACCUGCAAGAAAUAUUGGUCUAGUACGAUUUUUUUUCUUACCAAGGAAUUUUCAGUGGAGACCCAACAAAAAAUACAAAUACAUUUUCCUUCUCAAAUCCCAUAGAUCAUAAAAAGAAAUUACUAAAAAACUAAUGUCAAAAAAAAAUCCAACUUCCCUCGUUGUUGUCUUGUUGACUGUCAUUGAUUUCCUAUGCAAUUCAUUAGACCCUUUUCACGUCAACUAGGCAGCUUCUCUUUCACAACCAAAACACAAGAAUUACUCAAAAAUUCAAUCUCUAGUGACGCCAUUAAAGAGCUUCAUGGUCACUUGAUUAGAACUGAAAAACACAAAGAUGCACAUUCAGUAUCUCUGGUUUUGCAUUCAUAUUCUCUCUCUUCAUCCACAUUACGUAAAGCCCAUAUUGUUUUUGAUGAAAUUCAACGACCCACAUUUUUGCUUUGGAACUAUAUGAUCAGGGGAUUGUCCAAAAGUGAUGAUCCCAUUAAAGCAAUUCACAUGUAUAAUGACAUGAAAAAUCAUGGGUUAUAUGGGAAUAAUUUGACUUAUAUAUUUGUUCUUAAGGCAUGUGGUCGUAUUUCAGAUGUUGUGCAGGGUAAAAAGAUUCAUGCUGAAGUGUUAACACUUGGGUUUGAUUCAUAUUUGUUUGUGUCAAAUGCAUUGAUACAUAUGUAUGGGUCAUCUGGAGAAAUGGGUUCUGCUCAGAAGGUGUUUGAUGAAAUGUCUGAGAGAGAUUUAGUUUCUUGGAACUCAUUGGUUUGUGGGUAUAGUCAGUGCAAUAUGUACAGGGAAGUUUUGGGUGUUUUCGAUGCGAUGCAGGUGGAAAAUGUGAUGGUGGAUGCUGUGACUAUGGUGAAAGUUAUCAUGGCUUGUAGUAUGUUGUCUGAGUGGAAUAUUGCUGAUUACAUGGUGGAUUACAUUGAAAAAAAUUGUGUUAAAAUAGAUGUUUAUUUGGGUAAUACUUUGAUUGAUAUGUAUGGAAAGCGCGGUUUGAUGGAAUUUGCUCAGGGAGUGUUUGAUAGGAUGAGUGAAAAGAAUACAGUCUCAUGGAAUUCCUUGAUGAUAGGUUAUGCAAAAAUUGGUAAUUUGAUUUCAGCGAGAAAGCUCUUUGAUGAAAUGCCAAAGAGGGAUGUGAUUUCUUGGACAUCAAUGAUUACUGGGUACUUACAAGCAGGCAAAUUUUCAGAUGCUGUGAAACAUUUUCAGAAUAUGAUGUUGAAUAAGAUUAAACCUGAUGAAAUUACUAUAUCUAGUGUGCUUUCUGCUUGUGCUCGUCUAGGUUUGCUUGAUAUGGGCAAGAAAAUUCAUGAGUACAUCAUUGAGCAUAACAUUAGAGUGGACAUUUAUGUUGGUAAUUCUUUAAUUGACUUGUACUGCAAAUGCGGGGAUGUUGAGAAGUCAUUGCAAGUGUUUCAUGAUAUGAGUGAGAAAGACAGUGUGACAUGGACUGCAGUCAUAACAGGGCUUGCAGUAAAUGGUAUUGCCAAUUCUGCUAUUCAGCUCUUUGAGGAGAUGUUAAACAAAAAUGUUAAGCCAACAAAUGGAACUUUUGUCGGGAUAUUGCUAGCUUGCUCGCAUGCUGGGUUGGUAGAUAAAGGGAUGGAAUAUUUCGAAAAUAUGCAGAAAAUUUAUAGAAUGACGCCACAAAUGAAACAUUAUGGCUGUGUCGUUGAUCUUUUGGGUCGUUCUGGUGAAUUGGAGAGGGCAUAUGAUUUGAUAAUUGAGAUGAAAACACCAUCUGAUGUUGUAUUAUGGAGGAUUUUGUUGAGUGCCUGCAGGCUCCAUGGAAAUGUUGGCUUAGCUGAGAUUGUUUCAAGCAAACUUCUUGAAGAAGAUGCUGGUAAUAGUGGGAACUAUGUACUUCUAUCGGAUGCAUAUGCAUGCGCAGAAAGAUGGGAUGCUGCUAUGAAGUACAGAGAGUUGAUGGAGGAAAAUCUUGUGCAAAAGCCAUCGGCCUGGAGUUCUAUAGAAGUAACCAGCUAGCAGAGUCCACUGUGGUUCUUAAUUAGGCCUCUAUACCCAGGAGAGUAACUAUCCGUGUAUACAUAUGAUCCUCAACAUUUCAUCUGGACCAAAAUCAUGAAACUAGCCAGCUGAAACACUUGAACACAUACCCCAAUACCCAUGUUGGACAAGAAUACGCUAAUCCGAGUACCAUAGCCAUGAGAAUCAUGAAAUUUAUUAGCUGACGGCUUCCUAGACCAAUGCAUUAUACGGUGUGCUAGGAGAACUUGUGGUGCUCCCAGUAUGAAGUGUGCAUGACAUGUGCGCCCAUGAAGGAUGACGUUUCUUUCAUGCCAUACCAAAAAACACCCAUAAUGGUGCUCCGGUCCGAAGUGUGCACGAAGGCACGUUGGCGUGUUAGUAUGCCACGUACACACGGGUGACACAUGACUGGCGAAAGCACUGUCUUAGAUACUCGCAAGCCAGGUGCAUGUAAUGAUUUGUUUCCGUGCUACCUUGCCUGAACUGGAGCAUAUAUAUGCUCAUUUUGUAUUGAGAUAUGUCAUUACUCAUUUAUAGUCAUUUGGUGCUUCACUUCUGUUGGUUAUAUAGCCUAUUCUUCAUAUUCA
This is a messenger RNA of Beta vulgaris subsp. vulgaris (sugar beet), 2754 nucleotides long. Its product is annotated as pentatricopeptide repeat-containing protein At2g29760, chloroplastic. Lineage: Eukaryota; Viridiplantae; Streptophyta; Magnoliopsida; Caryophyllales; Amaranthaceae. The transcript has a single exon. The coding region runs from base 374 to 2164 and encodes 596 amino acids. Gene Ontology annotation, molecular function: RNA binding; protein binding. The record is from RefSeq and is a predicted model, not a curated record. Gene Ontology annotation, biological process: RNA modification.